AUGCUGCCUGAUAUCAAUGCGUUGACCUACGUAAAUAAGGUCCAGGAGUACAGGCCCGGAAUGUCUUACAUGGUCGAGGCCUUUGCAACCUGGUGCCCGCCUUGCCGAGGCAUGAUCCCGCACCUUGCAAAGAUCCCGACCAAGUACCCCAACGUAUACCUUGUGAGCGUCUCCGAGGAGGAUGUUGCGACCGUCGAGGGGUUUGCUUCUCGCAUCUCCCACAUGAAGGAGUACAACGUGGCCUGUGACACGAACAAGGAGGUCCGCAGCCUUAUGGAGAAGAACAAUUGCAAGGGCAUCCCUGCUGCCUUCCUCUUCAACAAGGAUGGGGAGCUGGUCUGGUCUGGACACCCUGCAUCCAACGAAUGCGAAGAGCACCUUUCGAAGCUCAACAGUCUCUGA
Giardia duodenalis is the source of this 402-nucleotide messenger RNA. RefSeq names its product putative FixW protein. The record is from RefSeq and is a predicted model, not a curated record. The transcript has a single exon. NCBI's taxonomy places the organism in Eukaryota, Fornicata, Diplomonadida, Hexamitidae. Bases 1 to 402 code for a protein of 133 amino acids.